Ilex paraguariensis (yerba mate) is the source of this 444-nucleotide messenger RNA. The record is from the annotation of a GenBank genome assembly. Lineage: Eukaryota; Viridiplantae; Streptophyta; Magnoliopsida; Aquifoliales; Aquifoliaceae.
AUGGAAGAGUACCCGGAGGUGCUCCGAACACCACCGGUGGCUUUAGUAUCUCUCGUCGGAUGUCCAGACCUCCACCCGACAAUUACGGCUCACCUCCACUCAGAACAACCACCGAUCAACGCACUAGCCCUUCCAGAUUUCUCAAAGAUCUCUGUAAUUGCUAAAACUCCGAAAGACAAGUCUUCGGAUUCGGGUCAGCCCGGUGGCAUUUUGAAGAAAAAUUGGCUUCUAAAGCACCGGACUAGGGUUCCGGCUGUCGUCGCCGCUCUCUUCAGCUCCGAUCACGUCUCCGGUGAUCCCGCCCAGUGGGCUAAAGUCUGCGCCGAUCUCGAUAACCUCAAAGCUGUGAUUAGGGGAAGGAACAUCAAAUUGGUGCUGGUCGUUGUUGCUCAGUCUACUAAGGGUAGGUUGGCACAUUUUUUAUACUCGGCUGGAUAUAUUUGA